AACCAUCCCCAAGAUUACCAAUUUCUCCCUCAACACAAGAAUUGCUUACAAUUAACAGGGCUAUGGAUCAAAGCCAUGGGAGACGCAGAGAGCACCACCUCUAAGGAUAGCUUGCUGCUGCCGGUUGAGAGAGUCGAGAACGUGACAUGGAGAGAUCUGCGAGAUGGUUCAUUCACCGUAGAACUCAAGAGGCUUAUCUGCUUCGCCGCUCCUAUGGCUGCUGUUGUUAUCGCUCAGUUCAUGUUACAGAUCGUUUCUAUGAUGAUGGUUGGUCACCUCGGCAAUCUCUCCCUCGCUAGCGCCUCCCUCGCCUCCUCCUUCUGCAACGUCACUGGCUUCAGCUUCAUUAUAGGAAUGUCUUGUGCCUUGGAUACUUUGAGCGGUCAAGCUUAUGGAGCUAAGCUAUACCGGAAACUAGGAGUUCAGACUUACACAGCCAUGUUUUGUCUUGCAUUAGUGUGUCUCCCUCUUUCUCUCAUUUGGUUCAACAUGGAAAAGCUUCUUUUGAUCCUUGGCCAAGACCCUUCUAUUGCACACGAAGCCGGUAAAUAUGCCGCUUGGCUCAUCCCAGGACUGUUUGCUUACGCUGUUCUACAGCCCCUCACUCGCUACUUUCAAAACCAGAGUUUGAUCACACCUCUACUCAUCACUUCUUGUGUUGUGUUCUGUAUCCACGUUCCUGUCUGCUGGCUUUUGGUUUACAAUUCAGGGCUUGGUAAUCUUGGAGGAGCCUUGGCUAUCAGUUUAUCAAACUGGCUCUAUGCCAUUUUCCUUGGAUCUUUCAUGUACUACUCCUCUGCCUGUUCUGAGACACGCGCCCCGCUCUCCAUGGAGAUAUUCGACGGCAUUGGAGAGUUCUUCAAAUAUGCUCUUCCUUCUGCGGCUAUGAUUUGCCUCGAGUGGUGGUCAUACGAACUCAUAAUAUUACUCUCUGGUCUCUUACCCAACCCACAACUGGAGACUUCUGUGCUCUCUGUCUGUCUCCAAACAAUUUCGACAAUGUAUUCGAUACCACUAGCAAUCGCAGCUGCAGCAAGCACAAGAAUCUCAAAUGAGUUAGGUGCUGGAAACUCUCGAGCAGCACAUAUCGUGGUCUAUGCGGCAAUGUCUCUUGCAGUUAUGGAUGCAUUGAUAGUGAGUAUGUCUCUAUUAGUCGGCAGGAAUCUUUUCGGGCACAUUUUCAGCAGUGACAAGGAAACUAUCGACUAUGUUGCAAAGAUGGCUCCAUUAGUCUCUAUUUCUCUCAUGCUAGAUGCUUUACAAGGGGUUCUCUCAGGUAUUGCAAGGGGAUGCGGAUGGCAACAUAUAGGAGCUUACAUAAACUUAGGAGCUUUCUAUCUCUGGGGGAUACCCAUUGCUGCAUCUUUAGCCUUCUGGAUUCAUCUGAAAGGUGUUGGCCUUUGGAUCGGAAUCCAAGCCGGUGCCGUUCUGCAAACGCUUCUGCUUGCUCUUGUCACUGGCUGCACAAACUGGGAAAACCAGGCCAAUGAAGCGAGGAAGCGAAUGGAUUUGGCCUAUGGAACGUAAGGCGUUGCAGAACAGCACUUACCGAGUCAGAACUUCGCAUCUGAGGAUUAGAGGGACCAUAUGUUCCUCCGGUUUUACCCUGUUGUUAGCAGUCAAAUUGCUGUACUGUAUGUUACUUUUGGACUAGUGGUAGCCGCUAAUAAUACGGCAUGGUUAUCCAAAAAGAGCCUUUUCUGUGUUCUCAAUAACAAAGAAUAAUGAUUAGAUUCACUG
Molecule: messenger RNA, 1740 nt
Organism: Arabidopsis arenosa
Lineage: Eukaryota; Viridiplantae; Streptophyta; Magnoliopsida; Brassicales; Brassicaceae
Source: the annotation of a GenBank genome assembly